AUGCCAUUCAUCGACAGCCAGCAUGUCAUCCACAAGUAUUUCCUGCCCCGAGCCUAUGCCGUUGCCAUCCCACUAGCUGCUGGCCUCCUGCUGCGCCUGUUUGUGGGGCUGUUCAUCACCUAUGUGAUGCUGAAGAACCAGAAGGUGACCAAAAAGCCUCAGUGAGGGC
This is a messenger RNA of Eptesicus fuscus (big brown bat), 169 nucleotides long. Its product is annotated as dolichol phosphate-mannose biosynthesis regulatory protein-like. Gene Ontology annotation, cellular component: endoplasmic reticulum membrane; dolichol-phosphate-mannose synthase complex. Gene Ontology annotation, molecular function: enzyme regulator activity. Bases 1 to 165 code for a protein of 54 amino acids. The transcript has a single exon. Gene Ontology annotation, biological process: GPI anchor biosynthetic process. The record is from RefSeq and is a predicted model, not a curated record. NCBI's taxonomy places the organism in Eukaryota, Metazoa, Chordata, Mammalia, Chiroptera, Vespertilionidae.